AUGGCAGAUAGAGAGGUUGGCAACUGUAAGCAAAGGUGGUCCAAGAUCAGUGACCAAGUCUCCAAGUUUGUUGGCUCGUUACGUGCUGCAACAAGUCAGCAGUCAAGUGGGCAGAAUGACAAUGACGUAAUGAAGCUUGCUAAUGAAAUCUAUCACCAUGAUUACGGUGCCAAGGAUGGUUCUCAAGCUUUUGUCCAGUCAUCAAGCCAUGAAGAUCAAGAAGAGGCUCGUCGUAAAGGUGUGAAGAAGGAAAAGGCAAGGUUGAAGGCUCAAAUGAGUGCGAAAGAGAUAGCAACCAGCAGCAAGUCUGUGGAGAAGUUGGAGAAGUUACAAGAGAUAUUUGAGAUAAGGAAGCAGGAUCAUGAAUUGAAGAAGCAAGAUUUUGAAAUGAAAGAGAAGAUUAAUAAGCAACAUAUGUUGGAGACUCUCCUUGCAAAAAAAGAACUUCUUAGUGAGAUUGAAAUGGCUUUGAAGAACAAACUAAUAAGUGAUAUGUUGUUAUAG
Molecule: messenger RNA, 504 nt
Organism: Brassica oleracea var. oleracea
Lineage: Eukaryota; Viridiplantae; Streptophyta; Magnoliopsida; Brassicales; Brassicaceae
Exons: 2
Coding region: 1-504 (167 amino acids)
Source: RefSeq, a predicted model, not a curated record